AUGAACUCCACCAUGGACUCUGCAACUAAGAAGCAAGAGGACCCCGCCUCCACCUCCUCCGCUCCCACCUCCACCUCCGCUCCCGCCUCUCCCUCCGCCCCGGGCCCGGCCGCGACCUCCGUCUCUCAGGAGACCGAGGCAGUGCCUAAGGCCAGCGAUGAAGAGUUCAUGCUGACUCUUCUCAGUCACGCAAAGCUCGACAUGACGGCUGCUGCGAAUGAGCUUCGGAUUACCAAGGCCGCCUGUCGGAUGCGUUUCAUCCGAUUGCAGCAGAAGUACGGUUUCAAACAGGUUGGCCCUAAGCGCACCCCACGUGGAAAGAAGGGAGCUGCGAAUGCCGAUAAGAAGGCCGGCUCCACUAGCGAGGUGCCUGCUACCUCAGAGGAGGCAGAUGCUGCGGAGAACAAUGCCGAGGACGCCGAUGUGAAGGAGGGCACCGAGAACUAA
Penicillium concentricum is the source of this 447-nucleotide messenger RNA. RefSeq lists its product as uncharacterized. The transcript has 2 exons. Lineage: Eukaryota; Fungi; Ascomycota; Eurotiomycetes; Eurotiales; Aspergillaceae. Bases 1 to 447 code for a protein of 148 amino acids. The record is from RefSeq and is a predicted model, not a curated record.